AUGACCUCCCAAGCAGCACGAGCUUAUCGCCUAAGUGAAUUUGACAAGUUAUUCAGCGAGAUUCGGGCGAUCGAUGGAGAGUGCGCUGAUUACCUAAAAGACGUCGGAUUCGAACAUUGGACACGAUCCCACUUCGUGGGGGAACGAUACAACGUCAUGACGAGUAACAUCUCGGAAUCCCUCAACAAAGUGCUAACAAUGGCCCGCGAUUUCCCCGUCAUUUCCAUCCUAGAAUCAAUCCGUACAACAGUGGUAACGUGGUUUGCACUCAGACGUGAAGCAGCUAACUCAGACACAGAUGUAAUCAACCCAAAGGUUAAGGAGAUGGUGAUUAAAAAUUUCAAUAGAUCGUCUGGGUAUUUUGUUAUGAAAAUCGGCGAUGGAAUAUAUGAGGUCCGUGAUGCGACGGACGUCUCUUACGCUGUUCAUCUGUGGGAACAAUCGUGUACCUGCAGAGAGUUUCAGUUACUUGCCAUUCCAUGCGAACAUGCUGUAGCGGCUGCUAUUCGGGAGGGGGUCCGAGUUGAAACUCUGGUUGGCGUCCAUUACACUGUUGAGUAUCGCAAGAAGGCAUACGAGGGCCUAAUCAUGCCUGUUCCAGACAUGGACACUUUGGAACGUGUAGCUGGUGAAGAUGGGGCUGUCAAGAUGGGUCCGCCUAAGGUUCGCAGACCUCCAGGACGCCCGAAAAAAAGUCGCAUCUUCUCGAAAGGGGAGUUCAAGGUAAAGAGUGGUAAUACCAUUUUCAGUUACAUACUUGAGGAUUUUGUUUACCAGCAGUGUGACCAUCCUUCCCGUUGCAGCGUGUGA
Messenger RNA from Eutrema salsugineum, 810 nucleotides. RefSeq lists its product as uncharacterized. NCBI's taxonomy places the organism in Eukaryota, Viridiplantae, Streptophyta, Magnoliopsida, Brassicales, Brassicaceae. Bases 1 to 810 code for a protein of 269 amino acids. The transcript has a single exon. The record is from RefSeq and is a predicted model, not a curated record. Gene Ontology annotation, molecular function: zinc ion binding.